Molecule: messenger RNA, 2118 nt
Organism: Sabethes cyaneus
Lineage: Eukaryota; Metazoa; Arthropoda; Insecta; Diptera; Culicidae
Product: MOXD1 homolog 1
Exons: 6
Coding region: 1-2118 (705 amino acids)
Biological process (GO): octopamine biosynthetic process; norepinephrine biosynthetic process; dopamine catabolic process
Cellular component (GO): secretory granule membrane
Molecular function (GO): copper ion binding; dopamine beta-monooxygenase activity
Source: RefSeq, a predicted model, not a curated record
AUGAGCAAAUCAAGCAAUUAUCGCUUUAGUCUAGCGGUCGGUGUGCUACUGGUCCACAUUGUCGUGGUUUGCGGCAAGCUGGAACCGAUACACCACAACUGGACCCGGUCGGAAAUAAUGGAUGCAAACGGGCUAUACCUGCUCGAGUGGAAGGUCGAUCACAAGGACAUUAUUUUCACGGUAACGGUCAACACACGUGGCUUCAUCGGGUUAGGAUUCUCACACAAAAGCGAACGGAUGAGCGGGUCGGAUCUAGUGCUGGUCUGGGUGGAUGAUCGGACGGGGAAGCCGAGUGUGUUGGACUGUCACGGUGGUAAAGAUGCGCAUCGAGCACCGAUUCAGGAUGACACGCAAAAUUACCACGUGGAAAGCGGAUUCCAAAAUCAAACCCACACCAUCGUUACGUUCCACCGGGCACUGGAAACGUGCGAUCCGCAUGACGUGAUAAUCGGGACCGACACAAUGAAAGUGCUGUGGUCGUACGGAGACCGAGACCCGGUUCAUGGCGACCUAAAGGAUCACGGAAAAAACCGCGGGGCCCGAUCGAUACAAUUCCUCGGUCCGCUGUUUAAAAAACCAACGGAUCCGGCACUGCGACAUGACAUCCGCCAAUGGGAUGUGACUGUGAAAAACGUUUCCAUCGAUGCCAGCAUGGAUACGCUGUACUGGUGUAAAAUUUUGAAGGCACCCACCCUGCGGGAGAAACACCACAUAAUUGGUUACGAAGCCAUUCUGACCAAAGAGAGCUCCACUAAACAACCCCUGGUUCAUCACAUGACGUUAUUUGAGUGCUCACCCAAUUCCUACCCCGGUUCGGAUCCGAACUCUUGGGACGUUUGGGUCAAGAGCAGCGGAGCAGUAUGCAACAGCAAUCUUCUCACCCCUCGCGAUUGGGACUCUUGCAUCACACCGGUCGCCACGUGGGGCAUUGGUGCGUCUGGACAAUUUCUGCCCGAGCACAUAGGCAUUCCAAUCGGUGGUAACAAGGGAGGCGCCAAAUAUUAUAUGCUUGAAGUGCACUAUGACAACCCACGUGCGAAACGGGUAUUAGAUCAUUCGGGAUUCCGAAUGCACUACACAAGGCACGUACGCCAGCAUGACGCCGGAAUGAUGAUCUCCGGUGUUUCUAUAUCGGAUACGCAAAUGAUUCCACCGGGCCAAAAACUAUACCGAAAUGUUGGAAUUUGUGGUCCUUCGUGUACCGGAGCUGUUUUUCCGCAGGACGGUAUAAACAUUGUAUCGGCUGCUUUACAUUCCCAUGUAGCUGGUCGGAAAAUGAAAUUAAGACAUGUGCGAGAAGGAAAGGAGCUUCCUCGAAUAGUAGAGGAUGAUAACUACGAUCACAAUUUUCAACAGAUCAGACAAUUGGAAAAUGAAACUACAAUUCUACCGGGAGAUUAUUUAAUAACGGAUUGUGCCUAUGAGACAAUUGGUAGAAAACGCCCAACGUUAGGAGGCUACUCAACCAAACAGGAAAUGUGUCUUUCAUUCAUCACGUACUAUCCGAAGAUUGAACUGGCCGGAUGUUAUAGUAUGACCCCUGUAAAAGAAUUUUUCGAAAUAUUUGGAGUUUUUCAGUUCUACUCGAUGAAUAUGACAGACGUAGAAAAUCUGUUUCUCUACAACGGAAACAUACUGGAUCUGCUUCCAACGACCGUGUUUCCGAACUUUGCUCCCGGAGGUGACGUAGAUGACGAACAAAACCAGAUUGCUAUCAAGGCGUUACAGAAUGCCAAAGAAUAUAGUAUAGUGGAUGAAGAAGAUGUCCUCUAUAAAGAAUCAAUACUUAACAAAUUGAUUAUCUCCGACCCUGUGGAAUUCCACGAUCGAACAUUCCUGGCCCAUCUCAAUCAAUUACCGUGGCAGGAACCGUUGUUUACCCGCCGAGUAGAGCAAAGCAUUCUAACGGGGAAACACAUGACAUUCUGUCGGGUUUCAAAUGACUCGAUUUCCGUGGCGGCGGAAAUCUUCAAAUACCCCUCUUUUGAUGCUUAUGUGAAACCACCCAGUCACUGUCCGUUUCACCUGUUUAUGGAUUUCAAUCAGUCAUCGAAAGCGAAAAAACUAUCCAGUACAAAGGCACUGGUGUUACUGUUACUGUUAAUUAUCUAUCGUUAG